Molecule: messenger RNA, 957 nt
Organism: Penicillium argentinense
Lineage: Eukaryota; Fungi; Ascomycota; Eurotiomycetes; Eurotiales; Aspergillaceae
Gene: bgt1
Product: 1,3-beta-glucanosyltransferase Bgt1
Exons: 3
Coding region: 1-957 (318 amino acids)
Biological process (GO): carbohydrate metabolic process; cell wall organization
Cellular component (GO): extracellular region; fungal-type cell wall; cell surface
Molecular function (GO): 1,3-beta-glucanosyltransferase activity; glucan endo-1,3-beta-D-glucosidase activity
Source: RefSeq, a predicted model, not a curated record
AUGCGUGUUUCUAGCAUCCUACCUUUCGUGCUGGCCGCCGUCCCGGCCGUCUCGGCCAGAGGCACUUUGGGUUUCUCUCUGGGUGACAAGAACCCCGAUGGAACUUGCAAGUCCACCAGCGACUAUGAGUCCGACUUCGAGAACCUGAAGGACCUGUCCACGCUGGUCCGUACCUACUCCGGCACCGAGUGCGACACUCCCCAAAACAUUCUCCCUGCCGCGAAGAACAAGGGCUUCAAGGUCGUUCUGGGUAUCUGGGUCGGAUCCCAGGACAAGAGCGAUAUGAGCACCAAUGAACCCUCGUUCACCAAGGACUUCGCCGCCCUGAAGAAGGCCAUCCCCGGCUACGAGAGCGUUGUCGAGGCCAUCACCGUCGGCUCCGAGACCCUCUACCGCGGGGAUCUGACCGGUCCUCAGCUCCACAACUACAUUAGCACCGUUGGCAAGCAGUUCCCCAGCAUCACUGUUGGUACUGCCGACUCCUGGAACAAGUUCGCCGACGGCACCGCCGACGACCUCUUCAUUACCGACACCGAUGACAACCCCAUGGUUACCUACGUCCUGGCCAACGCCUUCGCCUACUGGCAGGGCACUGUCGCCGACCAGGCCUACAAGACCUACUUCGAUGACAUGUCCGGCGCCAUGACCCACAUCCAGAAGGUUGCCGGUAACAACGCCGACAAGAUCCGUGUGAUCAACGGCGAGACUGGCUGGCCCACCGAUGGUGGCUCCGACUAUGAGGCCGCUAAGGCUGGCACCAAGAAUGCUGAGAAGUUCUGGAAGACCGGUGUGUGCGGAAUGCUGGCCUGGGGCGUCGAUCUCUUCUACUUCGAGGCCUACGAUGAGUCCUGGAAGCCCGACAGCACCGGCGACAACGGCAAGGCUAUGAACGAGAAGCACUGGGGUCUGUACACCGCCGACCGCAAGAGCAAGUUCGACACUUCCUGCCCGAAAUAA